AUGGAUAUAUUAACAUUAUUAUUAAUGAUAGCAUAUGCAUUUAUGGGGUUAUUAGCAUUGACAUCGGUAUGCAUCGAAUUAAUCUAUCAUCGAGCCAAAUGGAAUUCUCUUAAAAUGUUUUUCUACUCGAUCUUCUUUUUACACAAUCUUUGCAGAGCUAUCGUAUUGGGUUGGGAUAUGAAUCAAGUAGAAUCGGAUGAAUUCUCUUCCAUAUCAGUGUCAUCGUCGGCAGCAGCGUCAUCAUCAUCUACUGCAUUGUUGGAUAAUAGUGGUGGUAUACAAUUCUAUACAAACUUUCCAGCUUUAAUCUUUAUUAGUUAUGUUGGUUUAAUUGCACUACAAAUGAUUCAAUUUUCAACAAGUGAUACAGUUAGUUUAACACAUCCAGAUGGUAGAUUUAGAGAAAACAAUUGGUUUUGGGUUAAAUGGGGAUCAAACAUUUUGAUUACACUCAAUUUGGUCAUGUAUUUUACAGCGUUUCUAUUGUUUGGUAUUGCCGAACGAAACAAUGCCACCUCUAAAUCAUCGGGUGUCGUCGUCGAGUUGUUGGAAUACUUUUUCUUUUCCAAUCUUUUAAUCGUCCUCUUUUGUCAUUGUCUUGUACUCUACAAAACAUUUUGGAGAUUUCAAAAUAUUUUUGGUUUAAAAUUAAAUAUAUUACAUAUAUCAUUAAUUUUAUUAUUGGCAGCAAGAAGUAUAUUAUUAUUAUUGAAUCCAAGUAGUAUCAAUAUAUCUUUUACAUUGGUACAUGCUAGUCGUACCAAAGCAAUCUUAUCAUUUGUCUAUUAUUUGAUCGGUGAGAUCAUGCCAUCACUAUCCAUUCUAACCAUUGAAUUCUUACUACCAUAUCAUGAUGAAUCUUAUACUCCACUUGGUAAUAAUGAAGAAUCAUGGAAAGUUAAAAGUAUGCAAAAGAUUAGAAAGAUUAAUAAUGGUGGUAGUGGAGCUAUUGUUUAUCAAUGUAGAUUAACAUUGAAUGAUGGUAGAAUAGAGAAUUUGGCAGCCAAGGUAAUGUCAAAGAGAGAUUCACAACCAAUUGAAAUUCAAAAGAUUCGCAAUGAGAUUGCUAUUUAUCAGACUGUGCACUGUUCACAUAUCCUUAGAUACUACUCUUACCAAGACCAAGAAGAACUUGUAUUGUAUUUGGAGUACAUGCCAUACACACUCGAACAGUAUAUCAUUGCUAGAUCGGUAUGUGAAAACAGGGUUGGUCUGGAAUCAUUCUUGACACAUAUUGAUCGAUACGCUAGUAAUUCUGCCAAUGCGCCUGGCAGACCAUACUACCUCACCUUUACUGAAUUCAUUCAACUAUUCCACUCUAUAUCGAUGGCACUCAACUAUCUUCACAAAUGUAAUAUCAUUCAUCGUGAUGUCAAACCAGGCAAUAUAUUUGUGUCGCUCACUGCGUCGUCGCAACUUUCAGAGUGCAAGAUUGGUGAUUUCGACAAUAGCACUAAACUGCCAACCAACAGUCUCCUCAGUAGCGUUAGUGGAGGUGGUGGUGGUAAUGGUAGUGGAAGUUAUCAAAAUAAUAGUUAUGGUAGUGGUGGUGGAAGUUAUAGUAAACUACUUGGCGGCGGAAACAGCAAUAAUAAUAACAGUAAUAAUAGUAAUAAUAAUUAUACGAAUGGUAAUAAUAGUAACAAUAAUAAUAAUAAUAAGGAAAACUGUACAAUUGAAAAUGGAAUGUUUACAUCUUUUUAUAUUGACGAUAAAAUCAAUCGAAAUCAUUCCAGUAAUAAUAAUAAUAAUAUUUAUCAAAAUGGAAUAAUCAAUCCAAUAGAUAAUUGUAAUGAUUAUGAUCCCUAUUUUAAAUUAGAUAUUUAUAAUUUUGGAAUAACAAUGUAUAAUGUUUUAACACUUAAUAUCGAACAGAAUUUAAGUGCUUAUAAUCCACGCUCGCAAUUAAAAACACCAAUGUUACCCAAGCUACCUUAUAUUGGAGAAUGGCCACAAUGGAACGAGAUUUCAUCGUUGUACCAACACUGUACACAUGAAAACUACAGAGACCGUCCAUCAGCCGAAGAGGUCAUGUUUAGAUUGGACCAAAUUCGAACAUUUGGUCGUCGUGAUCAAAAUAUAUAA
Cavenderia fasciculata is the source of this 2085-nucleotide messenger RNA. Its product is annotated as putative protein serine/threonine kinase. The transcript has 6 exons. Gene Ontology annotation, cellular component: cytoplasm. Gene Ontology annotation, biological process: protein phosphorylation. NCBI's taxonomy places the organism in Eukaryota, Evosea, Eumycetozoa, Acytosteliales, Cavenderiaceae. The record is from RefSeq and is a predicted model, not a curated record. Gene Ontology annotation, molecular function: ATP binding; protein serine/threonine kinase activity. Bases 1 to 2085 code for a protein of 694 amino acids.